Molecule: messenger RNA, 6298 nt
Organism: Lottia gigantea (owl limpet)
Lineage: Eukaryota; Metazoa; Mollusca; Gastropoda; Lottiidae
Exons: 41
Coding region: 1-5940 (1979 amino acids)
Cellular component (GO): RNA N6-methyladenosine methyltransferase complex
Molecular function (GO): RNA binding
Source: RefSeq, a predicted model, not a curated record
AUGGCUGACUCCGGUAGCCAGCCAAUGGAAUUACUAUUUUUUGAUACUUUUACCCAUGAAUUGACAGAGGAGCUGAAUUUGGAUUUAGUUCAGUUUCCAUGUCCCGUAAUCAUUUAUGAAAUUCGAGUUAUACCAUUGAGGACUCAGGUACAAGCAGACUUGCCUGGUGGUGUGAGAUUAGGUGCUACCAACCCUUCAUCAUUUAAACUGGAAUUAUUUGUCAACAAUCUGAAUAAACCAAAUUCUUCUACAUUUGAAAAUAUUGGAGUAUUGCAGUACAAAGAGAAUAAUAUUCAGUUAAAACCUAAUGAAGAUGUACCUACUGAUGGUCUGAUUAUAAAAGGAUGGUAUAAUGCUAUAACUUUGGCUGUUAUCGGUACGUUGACAAGUGUAGCACCUAAACCAGAGCGUUCAUCACCACCACCACCUCCCCCUCCCACUCAACCCCCAAGAGCUAAAGUUGAGAGUCGACCAGUAGAGCAGAUUAAACCUGAUCAUAGACCACAUCCUCCACCUCAACAACAACAUCCUUUAGAUUAUAUACAACAACAGAUACAGUUACAACAAGUUCAACAACAACAGAGAUUUCAACAGCAAUCUGCUGCUGCUGGUGGUCACCCCAUACAACCAUCACCUACUAUUACUCCUCCCUUGUUAUCUCAUCCACAUCCUCCACAACCUCAAACUGAUUUUAGACAUGGUGAUCAUAGAGAUCCACUUUCAUACCCUCCUAGACCAGGUCAUGAUACCAGAGAUAGAAGAGAACCAGUUGAUCGCUCAAACUUUCCACCUGAACCUAAAGAGCCUUACGAGCAACGUGACUCUCAUGAUGAGCGCUCUAGAGACUCUUAUGAUUGGGAAUAUAGAGAUAGAGGAAGGAGAUCUUCUCGUGAUAGCAGAGAAAGAUCUCAGUCAAGAGAAUCAUCAAGAGAGCCUAGAGAUUACAGAGACAGUCGUGAUAGAGAUAUAGAUAGAGAAAGAAGCAGUCGUGAUAGAGACAGAGACAGCAGAGAUCGGGAAAGUGACAGAGAUAGAGGAAGGGACAGAGACUGGGAUAGAGAAAGGGAAAGAGAUAGAGAAAGAGAUAUUCGAGAAAGAGACCAUGAAAGAGAAAGGGAAAUUCGUGAAAGAGAAUUAAGAGAUAGGGAGAUUCGUGAGAGAGAAAAUAGAGAAGCUAGAGAAAGAGAACUAGAAAGAGAAAUUAGAGAAAGAGAGCUUCAUGAGAGAGAAAUCAGGGACACAAGAGAAAGAGAGUUGGGUCGAGUACCAGAAGCAGAUGAUAGAGAUGGAAGACCAAGAACUCCACCUCAACCUAGAUUGAGAUCAGAAUCACCCAAGAGAGCAAUAUCAAAAUCCCCUGGUACACAGCAACCUCCAGAACCUAGAAAUAAAGAUGAAGAUGUUGAAUCAGGAGAAUUGGAAGAAGAAUUAUAUGAAAGUUUAUCAGAUGAAAAUUCCCCUGCUGUAUUUCAACAACCUGAAGCUGAAGUAGAUAAUGAUUUACUGGAUGAAGAUCGUGCUAGUUAUGAUGAUAUUUCUAGUGAAGAUGAUAUGAUAGCUGCUGAAGUUGAUGAAUUACAGGGUAUUGAACUCUAUGAUAUAAGUGAAGAUCCAUGGAAUUUUAUAACUUCCAGUUUUAAUCCUUUACAAAGUGAACUUAUUCCUCUUGAGUGUUAUGAAAGCCCAGCUUUAUGUAAGUUUGAAGUGGAGAAGAAGGCUAGUGAUAUACUAGAUAUCAGUGACAGACCAACAGAAGCUGAAAGUAUAUUAGACCUAAUAAAGCAAUUUGCAGAUGCGCCACAUCACGACAAAUGGGUAGAAAGUAUGGAAUCUCUACCAACACUGUUUGAUAAUGGUUUAACUUAUCUUAUUAUAAAAGAAGAUAAUACAGCUGUAGUAGAAAAGAUUAUAGAAUGGACUAUGGAGGGAGUUGAUUUAGAUAAGGCAAUGAAACAACCAGAAUCAGCUUUUAAAGUUCGACAUUUAAAGAUGGGCAUUAAACUAACUGGUGCUUUAACCUCAUUUAGUCCUGAUUUUGCUAAGAAACUAAUACUAAAAGAUAUCCAACAUAAGCUAAUAAACCUAUUUGUCAGUCCUUAUAUGGCAUUUAGUGUAAAAUUGCUGAUAGUACAAGCAUUAGAUAAAACUGUCCGGUUUAUUGAUGGAUUAAAUUGGUUUCUCGGUACUCAUACUAAUCAAAUACCAAAUAAACAAACUUGUUAUCAACGUGUACUGGAAAUCAUGAUGGGAAAACAGUUGGUUAGAACAACAGUAGCACUAUCCUGUUUUCUUAAGAAAAUUCAUGUUUUUGAAGUUCUAAAGAAUUUUUCAAGAACCGUAACAAAUAUCGUCAACAAUUCAUCAACUACUGAAGAUAGUGAAUCGGUACCGAAGUCUGAUGGAACAGAUAUAGAAAUGGAACAAGUUAUGAAUUCUCCUGUUUUUACAGAGUCUGAGCUAUCUAAUGUUGUAAACUGCCUCGAUGAAAUCUAUAAAGUUUUGGUAUUAGCACCUGAUUUGAUUGGACAGACCAACAGAUCUCUUCCAACUUGUCCACCAUUUGAUAAAGGUGGUGUGAUGUAUGACCCUUAUCCUGGUCUCUUUUAUAUGUUUGAUCAUUGUGGUCUUCUGAAUUCAUUAUUUGUAUUGAUCUCUACACCAUCAAUACUCUCUCAAACACCAGUACAUCAAUGUAUAGAGAAUAUAGUGAAAGAGUUACUACAUAGUCAAUAUGGUUUAUUAUAUUUAGCUAGUAACUAUGAUUUGACUAAUAAUAUUAUUAGAUCAUUAGUACAGAUUAAUAUAAAUGAUGAAAAUGAAGAGAAUGUAGAAGAAGGACCAGGGAAGAAUUUAGGUAUUGAGAUGAUUUAUAAUUUACAAGUUAUAAUGUUAUUAGAUCAACUUAAAUCAUACCAUAGUAAACAUGAUUCAAGUAUUAUAAUAGAUGAUACAGAGCCAAUAAUGUGUCUACAAACACUAUAUUCUAUGACAUUUACAUCAAUUGGGUUAGAAGCUGUAGUUAAUGUAUUGGCUAUGGAAGAUAAUUUAGAUGCUCUGAUACCAUUUGUUAAAGCUGAAGAUGACAAGAAGAAAGAAUUAAGAAGAUCAAAGUCUGUCUGUACAGCGUUUGCAACAGAAUUAUUAAGAGUUUUGAUAAAGAAUUCCACCAACAUCAAAAUGUUAGAGAAAUAUUCUAGUCAACUUAUUACUCUUAGUGAAGAUGAAAUAAAUACCAAAUUAACAGAAAUCCAGGAUUGGUUGGCACCGUGUCAGAAACAGUCUUAUGGUUACGAGGGUCUGUCUAGUAUGAUCAAUUUAUUAAAACAUACAUCAGAAGAGAUCCAGAAACAACCCAUGCCUUUAGUGACAGUUUUACGUCUGCUACACAAUCUAGCUAUACCAUCUGAUACUAGAUUCCCUGAUGAAAAUCCAAAAGAGUUAAAGUAUAAAUAUGCUCUAAUAGAACUAUAUAGUGCUGAUUGUUUACCAAUAUUAAUGACAAUACUACAGAAAAUGAAUGAUAAAAUGAUGAGGCCAUGGCAACAAGGGUUAGCUCAGACUUGUGAUCAGUGGAAUAUGAUACUAUCUAUAACACAACCUACUAUUAAUAUUGUUAAAGCUACAAUACAAUAUCUAAUAGAAUCUAGAGGUGCUCUGUUCAAAGACGUGACCAAUAUACCAGUUUUAUUAGAACUACAUACGGUACUAUGUUCGGCACCAGUUAAUAGUAUUUACACUGCACAAGUAAUCAAGAUACAGAAGAAUAUAGUUGAUAUUGUAUUAGCUUAUACUCAGCCUGUUUUAAACCAAGCUGACACAGAGGACGUUCUCAGUGAAAGUUUAUGGACAAUGACAAUUAAAGAGAUCUUCAAACACACAUCUAAAUCACCAUAUUGUUACAUGGGUGGUAUGUUAUUAUUGUCAGAGUUAUUGCCCUUGCCUCUACCACUCCAAACCAAAGAGCCACUAAGUGAAACAGAGAUCCAACAAACUAUUAAUGUUCGUAAACUAUGGAGUGCUCAUCUACAUCCUUUAACAUCACAGUUUAUUGAGAUGAUAUCUAACUUCUUAGUAUCCGGUUGUCAGCCAUUACAGAAUAUCAUUAGACGUGUUUGUUGGCAGAUGACUGAUUUAUCAGCUCCCGCUGCACAAAUGUUAAUAAGAUGUAUUUUAGAUCAGUUUUUAGACCUAGGUAUGAAGAGAGCUAGUGGAGAUGAUAAAGAUACUGAUAUAUUUAAAGAAGAAAUUGUCGCCUCAACAUUAUACAAUAAAAUAUUAGGAUUAUUAUCAUGGCUUGUAACCCAGGCUUCGGCUAAAUCAGCUCUCAUACAUAUCUUAAAGUCAAUAAAUAAAAGCGAUGAAAAGUAUAAAGCUUUUAUACCUGGUAUAUUAAAUCAGAUGAAUAUAGUAUGUGAUAAAACUAUUCAUAUACAAAUACAAGAAAAUAUAUUGAAUAUUAUUAUGAGUGUAUGUGAUCCAGAAGUAACAAUGGUUUCUAAUGAAUCAACUAUGACUUUACCAGAACAGUUAGCUAAUAGCUUACCAGAUAAGGAAGUGUUAUGUCCCACAUUAAAAGCUUUAUUAGAACAUAUAGAACGACCUGAACAUAAUUUUACAUCAGUAAUGCCCUGUGUUAGAACUCUAGUCUCUUUGACUUUUUAUGAUUAUGGUUUCUUUUAUGUCAAAAGAUGUAUAGACCAGAAUCCAACUGCCAUCAAUAAAUUACUCCAUAGAUUAAAUAACUGUUUUAGUAAAGAUAACCCUGAUUGUUUAUCUACGUUAUCUUCGACUAUAGACUUACUAAAUAUCUUAGUCUACAUUGACCCCGAGGAAGGAGGGGUCAGAACAUACACACUCUCCCCUACUGAACUACAAGAUAUCUUGGAAUGGACUACAUCUGAAGAUCAUCCUUUGAUAGAGUUAGAUAAAUUAUUAAAGAAUCUGGAUAAAGAUGAGGUAAUAGAUAAUUUAUUAGAAACUAUUGGAACUAUCCUGAAAGUCUUGAAUGAACCAGAUGUAACAGAUGCCCCUGCCAGAUCAGAAAUACUAGAAGUAGUGUUACCAGAAGGUCAAAGUUUAAACAGUCUAUAUAAUCAGAGAUCGGUCUAUAUAGUCAGUAAUGAAGGUGAGGAAGAGAGGUUAAGUCCUACAGCCUGGUUAGCUAAUCCUUGUAAUGAUGAGUUAGAUGCUGAGUCAGACGUGGUGAUGACCAAUGUGGAAGAAAUGUGUAAGAGAUAUUGUGGUGACUUUAAUCUAGAGGAAGAGUUGAUUAAAGGAGUGGAACUAGCUGCCGGUAUAAUUGUUAUUAAACCUAAACGACUCAAAGAUUUACGAAGAUCACAAGAAGGUAUCAAUAUUUACAGUCGUGGUAGAGGUGGUGCUAGAAGACCUUUUGUGGCACCAAUGAGGGGAAGAGGUAUAAUGCAUGGUUUAGUUAGUAGUGGACGGCCUAAUGAUCCUUUCCGCUCUCGUCCAGCCAAUACCAGUAGACCACCUUCUAUGCAUGUGGAUGAUUUCAUUAAGAUGGAGAAACAUCAAGGUCCUGAAGGAUCACCUCACAGUACACCACCUCCACCACGUAGAAUUGAGGAACCAUUUAGAGGACGUGGUAGAGGAGGAUUUGAUAGAGGACGAGGUAGUUUUAGUAAUAGAGGACGUUUCUUUACUCCUCCAUCUAGUUAUGGUAGACAUGAUCUAGGUCCUCCCAGAAGUGGUGGGUUAAUGGAAAGUCGAGGGAGAGGCAGAGGGCGUCCCUUUUCUAGAGGAAGUGGUGAUUACAGAUCUAAUAUUGACAGUAAUAUAAGAGAGAGAUUUUCACCACGUGGUAGAGCACCACAUUGGGCACCACAUAAAGCUGGUGAUCCAGAUCCAAGAUUUAGCAGUAGUUUCCGAGGCAGACGUGACCCACCAGGACGCCAUGUUAGAUCUUUUACUAAAUAGCCAAAUGGUAUGGUCAUAGAUAAACUGUUAAAAACUGUACAAUCAAAAUAAUUUACGUUUCCAAAUAUUUUCUGAUUUCACUGAUAUGACAUGUUCGGAGAACUGGAUUUGUUUUAAUACACAUAAGGACUUGAAUUUAAAUUUGAAAAACUGGCUACCUGCUUUUGAACCAGUAGUGCUACUUGAAUGAAACCAAAUAUUCACAGUGUUGCAUAUUAUCUAAAAUUUUCUCACAAAAGCGUAUUUUCAUGAUUGAUUACAAAGAAAUCUCAGCACUUUGAUUGAUCGUGUACCUUAGUUCAAUUUUUUAAAACAAGUUUGAUUUCUGUGUAAUCAAAUAAAAUUUUAAGAAUACAAA